Talaromyces atroroseus is the source of this 4350-nucleotide messenger RNA. RefSeq lists its product as hypothetical. Bases 1 to 4350 code for a protein of 1449 amino acids. Gene Ontology annotation, cellular component: nucleolus. The transcript has 5 exons. The record is from RefSeq and is a predicted model, not a curated record. Lineage: Eukaryota; Fungi; Ascomycota; Eurotiomycetes; Eurotiales; Trichocomaceae. Gene Ontology annotation, biological process: ribosome biogenesis.
AUGGCUCCUAUCAGAGCUGUUGGCCCGUCGCAAGAAGCGCUGUUGAAAUUAGAGAAAAGCACAGAAAAUACCGAUUUUCAACUCGCCGCGGCAGCACAAAUUCUCAAGCUAGAUUUAUCCGAUAAUGCUCUGCUAUUGCCCGACUGCGACUCCCGUGAAGUGAUAAACCGGCCGGCUCCCAAAGAAGAAUGGGUGCUCCGAUGGCUGCUCAAAAGAUUCAAGAUCGACACAUAUAGGAUACAACCUCGUUCCUUUAUUCUAUUACAAAAGCUCCUACAGCGCAUUUCGAGACGAGCAAUCGCGACUACAUUUGUGGAAUACAAAUUCGCGCAUUUAUUGAAGGAUAUUGUGGACGAUCUGGAUAAUGCUGUUUUCAAAUCGCUUCGAGAUGGCACGGGUCGAAUCCUGUCUGGGUCUGAGACGAGGGAAACUGUCGACGGAUCUCCGGUUCAGUCAAAAAAAUCAAAGAAACGCAAGAGGGGAAAUGAAGAUGUUGGUGGUGGUGAAGACGUAGAAAUGUAUGAUGUGGGAGAGACCGACUCCGCCGUUACUGCUUAUGUUCGAUUUUUGGACGCUCUCUAUUCCCUCAUGAGCUUGGUAGAUGAUCAAGACAACCGUGGGAACGUAUCGCAUUUUCAUCUUCAACAAUCACUACGGCUGGAUCCUGCAUUUGUUGCGCAGAUACUUGGCAGGUUGCUAAGGCUAUCUGCAGGGUUAAUAGUCAGGUUUACACAAGAAAAACGAAGUGACCAGUUACUACAGCUGUUGAAGACUACUACGGCUUGUUUCGGUCUCUGGGAUCUCAAAAAAUCUGGUAUCAAUGGUGUUGAGAAGAAUUCUAUCAACACUGCAUUCGCCGAAUCCUGCUUUCUUGAAGCGCUGAGGCUCUACCACAUUGUGCUUUGCACCGGAAUCGUCAGUGAUGAUGUUAGUUUCAUUACGAAUUCUAUUGAAAAGCUUAUUGCUCUCCAUGUCGUCCUCCCAGCACGAAGCACAUUUAUGGAUUCCGGCGGAUCUGGAAUAGAUUACUCAAAAGUUGAGGACCCUGACUGGAGCGCCGUGCAGCCCGUUACUUCCAGUUUCAGGCCACUCUUUGAAGACCAGUCAGGAGUGGAUAUUAGUUGCAAUGGAAUGCAUGUUGGCAAAGAAGACUCCUGUGUCUUCGCGGCAACUUGGCAGGCGGCUGAACUCAUUCCGACUUUUUACAAUAUUGUUGCCAGAUCGGUGCCGAGAGAUUCAUUUCGUCGUCAGAAUACAGAAGCAUCGUGGCUUGAGACAGUCUUCGUGGCACUCGCGGAGCUGGCUUACUCAAGCACUCGGCAAUUGAGCGACAAUGCCUCUGGAUUCAUACCCUUACUAGAACAGCUGUUUAUUGUUGUGCGUGCUCGGAAAAUCUAUCUAUCUCUUCACACAUUUCUGACUCAUGCUGCCUACACGGGACUGCUGAAAGGGAAAGAAAAGCCAGAAGAAGUGCGAUGGAGUUUGACAACACUACUAAUUGACCUCGGAGUCGAUAUUUUCCUACCUAAUUCGGGAUUCAAAGAUUCCGGCCGUCUCUUGGAGGCCCUUUUCCAGUCACUUCAGCAUAUUCGGAGUGACAGCGCAGAUAAGGAAACAUUUCAAACCGUCAAGGAGAAAGUAGUCGUGCCUUUACUUCGGGCUUUUGCUGCCGCGCGAGAUCUCUCAACUUUUGUUGGGUUGUGGCAUGAACAAUUGAGGCAGAUCGAAGCUGUCCGCAAAUCUGGGUCCUCAAUAUUCCUUCUAGGCGCGUACUCAGUGUGGGAAGACGAUGAUCUAGCCACCGCAUACCGCGAAGCAAUCAAAACCACGUUGAGCGAUAGCCACUUGAAAGCACAGAUCGAAAUGGCCAUACCUACAAUAAUAACUGGUCCGGGUCUUAUUUCACCUUCCCCAGAGUCUUACGCCCACUUCAUCAUUUUGGAAGCCGGUUCUCGUGCUUGGGGGCAUAACGGGCUUCCAGGGCUACGCAUCGACUUGGUCACAAGUCUUGUGGAAGCAACCAACAAAUCAAUCUCCAAUCGUGCUGAAAAAAUGCACUGGUCUUGGCGUCUAUGGAGACUCACGAGAAAUCUUAUCCCAAUUAGCCUGAAGACACCUCUUAACACGCCCAAUGAUCUUGCAAAGAAAUUCGAACAAACGGCGCUGCAAGUAUUGAGAAUGGAUAACAUAAUUUCAAGACGUGGGAUAAAAGUGAACUCGAACACCUGGCGUGAAGCGUUCGAAGCUUGUCGGUUCUUAUUACAAACAACUAAAGAUUUACAUCAUGACGCUACUUCUCAGUUGCAAUCCACACUCUCCAGCUUCCUGCAAAGCAUCUGUUCGUUAUUAGAUUCUCUCUCGGAGGAGAAACUUUCAAACUGGAAUGGCCGGGUCCAAGAUCUUGAUACACUUUCUCAGCUGGGCAUUGCCUACGUGCAGUGUGUGCUAGAGUUCCCGCAUCUGUGGGCUACACUCACUUCUGAGAAUGUGAAGCAGUAUCUUCAUUCAGAGAGUGCAACUAUUACUGCCACUACGUCUGUUUCAUUUGAGAACUUAUGGUCCGUUUUUACAUCUUACGAUUAUCUCGUCGAAAACCCAGCAUUGGCUUCGGGGAUAGCGCAGGCUAUUUGUGGGCUACUCGUGGACAGCGAGCGACGCCGUUUCCUCCUUCAAUACUUACCCUGCAUCCCUGUUCGUCUCAGCGACGUGCCCGGGUUCAAGGACAUGAUGAAGGCGAUUAUGGUGGAAGACGGCUGCCCUGCAGAAGGCGUCAUUCACGCGAUAUCACUGAUAAACGGGUGGUGUCAGGAAGAUUGGCAACAUGUUGAGUCAGAGCUCAUGUUCAAAUGGAUCACCUCCAACAUACCAUUGCAAGGAUCAGUCGCAGACAUGCGCACAAUCGAAUCCUUCCGGUCGUUGGUUAACACAGUGUUCGAAAGCGAAUACAACGCUUGCAGACCCGCAGGCAACAUACAGAAGCUCUUGAGACGAAUUUAUAAGCUUGCUACUGGUCGAAUCUCGACAGCAACGACCGAGUUGGGAUCGGGCAAUGCUUCUUCUGCUUCCUCUCUUACACCCGUUUUUGUGGGGGCUUGUUUACGAUGCAAUGCGCUCUUGCAGCAGCAUGGGCCCGAUCAUACCAAAGUGACCAUUUCGUUAGCUACGACACUCCAGGUUCUAGGGGUGUUUGACGACCUUGCGCCAGCGGAUGAUCAGCGUUUGGCUUUGAUUGGAGAGGACGCCUCUUCAGACGCGAGCCUUUGGGUUCAAAAGAUUACUCGGCGUCGGAUAAUCACUCGAUCAGCUGCCAGUGACGAACAAGGCGUAGGAUUCAACGAUUCAAGGUUACUUGAAGGUGUUGACUUACAGCGGAUGCAAGCGUCCGAACAGCAGUACUUUGCACGCUCAGCAACGGCAAAAGUAAAAAACAUGAGCAACACAGAGCGAAUUGGAACGAUUCAUUCACUGAAAAACGAGGGCUUCGAGGGACCAUCCGGAGCAAGCCGGUUGCUUCUGGUUGGACUAGCGGUGUCAGUGGUGGAUGAAAUAACGGAGAAAGACAGCACGGAGGCGCGAGAAGUCUCUUCUCUGUGCACAGCGGUUACUCAAGUGUUGCAAAGUAGCAGAGAAAUCGAGCACUUCUCUCUCGCGGCGGAGUGUUUAGAUAUAAUACUCCGCUUGCAUCCUCGAGGAGUGAGCCAAUUCAAUAUUGACAAUUUCCUUGCCGCAGUGUCGAUCACGAUGUCUAGAUUCUUCUUGGCGACAGAAGAGAGGGAGGCUUCCUUAUCACCUGAAUUCGCAAGCACGCGUCUGUGUCGCCUGCUCGGUACGGUAAUAGGGCUUUAUCGACAGCAACUUGGUGGUCGAUUCCACAUCCUCAUUCCGGCCUUGCAGUGUCUUCUCAAGGCGUUGUUUUUCGCUCCUACUGCUAGUCAGAAUCACAGCAGCAAGAGGCCCCGUGGCAAUGGUCGUAGCAGUAGCAGCGUGAGCAAUGCCGUGCUAUUCACGCGACUGCUAACAUCCCUCUGCGACCCAACGCUGUCCGCCGUGUCGCGACCGGGUCGUCCUGGACACGGACACGACGGCCUCAUCGACCAGACCAAAAAGGCCAAGGUGAUCUCCGGGCAGCAUGCGCGCAUCCUCAUCCAGAGCUACGCGCACAACAUGCUGCAGGUGCCGCUCAAGCCAGAAAUAAAAAACGCGCUGGCGCCGGGCCUGUAUGCAGUGCUGGAUGCGAUGCCGACGGAGAGCAAGCGGGCGCUGAAUGCCAGCCUGGAUGUGUCGGCGAGGGCGAUUUUCAAGACGCUGCAUGAGGACUACGUGCGGUUUGGGAAGUGGAACAGCCGGUAG